AUGGGUAUCAAGAUGGCAGAGUCCUCGUCGCCGCCAGCGGCAUCGACUACACAAGAUGAGGAUAUUCCUUUGCCCGAUGCACCACCAGCAAGUGGAGAUCAGGGGCCUGACGGCGAUACCGGCCUGGACAAUUCAAAUCAGAGAGCUGUCCCACUCGAAGAUCUCUUUGUUGAUGACGACGACGAUUCAGAGGAUAUUCUCGAAGAAUCGAGCGCAGCCAAUAUACCCUCUUCACCCCCGCAGAAUGCGCGCAGCUCGCCAGUAGAGACGGCUUCCACGACUCAGCAGGAAUCAUAUUCAGAUCCCCACCUAAUGCUACAAUUCUACUCCCGUCUAUUUCCCUUUCGAUCGCUUUUCCAAUGGCUCAAUCACUCUCCCAAGCCUGGUCCCGACUUCAGCAAUCGAGAGUUCGCGCUGACCCUGCCAAAUGAUGCCUACCUUCGUUAUCAAUCAUAUCCUACCGCAGACACGCUUCGAAAGGACAUCUUGCGUCACAAUCCAUCCCGUUUCGAGAUUGGUCCAGUCUACACCACCAACCCAAGAGAUCGGAAGACACUCAGAAAGAGCUCCAUGUUCCGACCUCUAAGCAAGGAAAUCGUAUUCGAUAUCGACUUGACGGAUUACGAUGAUAUACGAACGUGCUGUGAGAAAGCAAACAUCUGCUCCAAAUGCUGGACGUUUGCAACAAUGGCCAUUAAAGUGGUUGAUGUUGCUUUACGAGAAGACUUUGGCUUUGAGCACAUCAUCUGGAUCUAUUCUGGACGUCGUGGUGUCCACGCAUGGAUUAGUGACAAAGAGGCUAGGGAAUUAGAUGAUGACAAGCGCAAAGCCGUUACCGGAUACUUCGAAGUCCUAAAAGGAGGAGUUCAGAGUGGAAAGAGGGUCAACCUCAAACGACCUCUUCACCCUCACAUCGUUCGAAGUCUCGACAUAUUGAAGCCGUACUUUCAGCAGGUCUUGGUCGACCAAGAGCCAUUCUUGUCACAAGCGGGACAAGAUCGGCUCCUCCAGUUACUACCAGACAGGGCCCUGAAUGAAGCAUUAAUUAAGAAGUGGGCGAGUAGCCCAAACCGACCGAGCACACGAAAAUGGGCCGAUAUCGAUUCCAUGGCAGAAACCGGCGUCAGCAAGACUCUCGAUCCGAAAGCUUUGAUCCAAGCAAAACAGGACAUAGUGCUCGAAUAUACCUAUCCCAGACUUGAUGUGGAAGUCGGAAAGAAAAGAAUCCAUCUUCUGAAAAGUCCCUUUGUCGUGCACCCCGGCACAGGAAGAGUUUGCGUACCCAUUACAGCUGGAGGUAACAUGAAGCGCGCGGAGUCAUUUGACCCAUUGAGAGUACCAAAGGUCAAUCAACUUCUCCGAGAAGUUGAUCAAUUUGGCAGUGCUGCAGACGAAGAGCAGUCGAAUGGAUAUGUCGAGGAGGGCGUAACAAUGAGAAAACUGAAUGAUUGGGAAAAGACGAGUCUCAAGCCUUUUGUCGAAUUAUUUGACGGAUUUGUAAAAUCAUUACUCAAGAGUGAAACGGUUCGAGUCAAACGAGAAAGAGAUGACAGUGGAAUGACAGGAGCUGACGGUAUGGAAUUUUGA
This is a messenger RNA of Rhinocladiella mackenziei CBS 650.93, 1587 nucleotides long. RefSeq lists its product as uncharacterized. Gene Ontology annotation, cellular component: alpha DNA polymerase:primase complex. NCBI's taxonomy places the organism in Eukaryota, Fungi, Ascomycota, Eurotiomycetes, Chaetothyriales, Herpotrichiellaceae. The record is from RefSeq and is a predicted model, not a curated record. The transcript has a single exon. Gene Ontology annotation, biological process: DNA replication, synthesis of primer. Bases 1 to 1587 code for a protein of 528 amino acids.